UACGUUUAUAGGUAUUUCCCAAAUUUGUUCUUAUCAUUAGUGCUUUGCUACUUGCGAAUCCAACAGAUCUAGAAGCCUGAUUCAUAUUGUCUGUUUGUGCCACCCCUUUAAGUUCCUGAACUCUACCUGUUCUUCUUUGGCAUGAAAAGCUAGAAUUUACAACUCAAUAACGGUGUUGUAUUUGAUUUCAAGUUGACAUGGGAGGUUUUGUGCUAGAGUUGUUGAUUAUGAUGCAAGCAGCAUAUUUAAUGAUGUUUUAACAAAAUAGUUUGUUGCUUGGACAUAGUUUGUUGCUUGGACUGAUUGCCGAAUAUGCAAGCAACAUAUCUCAGGAUGUAUGUAAGUAGCAUACUUCACGAUCUUUAAAUUUGUUGAUUGCUUUUCGUUUAAGUUUAUUAAUUGAUUUCAGAAUGGUUCCCUAACUUCUCUUUGAUUUUCAGAAGCUGUUCCAUAGCCAUGCUUGGCAAGACAUCCUGAGCCAUUUACGGUCUGUGUUAGUCUUCAAAUUCCCUUACUUUCCUUUGAUUUUCAGAAGCUGUUCUGUAGCCAUGUCUGAAUAAGGUUUUUGACGUUAUUUCACAUCCUCACUAAGGUAUGUCGAUCUGUUAUAUAUAUAAAAGGAGUUCUUUAGUAAGUGUUUUAUUUGCUUAGGUAUUUUCCCCAAAUUUCUCUCUAUAUAAUAAAACAUAAAACUUACUCUCAAUUUUUUUUGUGUUUAUUAGUAUUUUAAAUUUCUGAGUUUUCAAUUCUGAAAAAAGAAAGAGGGCCAAUUGCAAAACAAAAAAGUAUGUUUUAUACCAUGAUGUAUAUUUUAUAGAAUGAAGUUAGACCCCACUUCAUUCACUCUAUAAACAUUAAUCAUCGUCAACUAUAACCCAAAAAGCACCGUGUGCUUUUCUCUUAUCUAAACUUGCUAUGUUUUUUUCUACCAUAUAAUUUAGUAGUUUUUUGUGUUUCAUAUAAAUGGAUAAAAAAGUUUAGGGUACAUUAGAUUACAUUUCAAGUAUGACCAGCCCUGAUCUUUGUUCUUAUGUGUUCUUAUGUGUUCUUUGUUUGUUAUUUUGUUUUUGGGAGUAAGUGGAGAGUGGUAGUAGGAUGAACAAAAUAAUUGUAUGCUAAAUUGCUAAGCAUGAAAAGAUAAGAAAGGUUUUUAUUUCUACUUGGUUUUAGUUGAAAAGUAUACACAAUAAUUGUAAUUGGGACAUCCAUUUCCUAUGAUCUAUAUAUAUCUAAUGAACAAUGAAAAUAAAAAAUUAUCAUAAUUUGGACACUUCAAGUAUUACUCACUUGGACACAAGUAUAAAGCUUCUUGAAUGCUAAGUACGAUUUUCUACUCAAAAGAUCCUACAUUUUGUUCAGAUAGAUUUUUUUCUAAAGAUACCAAAGUAUCACAAACUGGGUACUUCAUUUAUUAUGAUCUAUUUGAUGAAAAAAUCAAGAAUUAAUUUAUUAAAAGAGUGUUUACCUGAUAAUUACCAUCCUCGAACCUUAGACUCUAUUAGCAGCCUCUAGGAAAAAUCAGAGCUCAAGGAAAAAUCAGAGCUCAAUGUGUCAAACUACUCAAUAACAAUAACGUACCAUUAAUACCAACUUUCUUAUAGUCUUAGGGGUUAAUAUGCAUGUAGUCUUACCCAUGUUAGAACAACAUGGUUAUUUUCAUUAGACCCUAGACAAAUUAUUGCAUUUACUACCCUAUACGUCACAGUAACUAACAAACAAGGGAAAUUUAAUUUUCCAUUUGGUUUCAGUACAUAAUGUGUAGAUCUAAACCCUAAAGCGUUGAGUGUUUGUCGAUGAUGGGGUACAAACAUGUAGUACAUCAGUGGGCAGUGAAUAGGAUAGAGGUAAUUUAUAUGGCUGCUUGCAAAAAGCUCUAUGAUAUGCAAGCCAUGAUUGAUAUGCUCCUGCCAUACAAAGGGAGUGGAACAAAAUCAGAUAAAGGUAAGGACAAUGGUGAAGGAGAUUCCCAUCCGGGGACAACAAGGGAUAUGGAAUUUUAUCUUGAUGGUGUUUCUCACAUAUUUCAAGAUAGUUACACUUAAUCCUAUUAUCUAAUACAAUUACAUAUCAAUGUCGUUAUAUAAUAUUAAGAACAUGUGUGCGUGUUUGUAUAGACACCCGAGUGUUUGAUGCCUCUAACUUCAGUGUUACUCAUAUUAAUCUGUCUUCAUUGCAUUCUUGAAUCUGUAAGUCAUUUCUUUCAUAUCAGUUUUGAGUAAUAAAAAUAUCAAAUUUGU
Messenger RNA from Cuscuta campestris, 2237 nucleotides. Lineage: Eukaryota; Viridiplantae; Streptophyta; Magnoliopsida; Solanales; Convolvulaceae. The record is from the annotation of a GenBank genome assembly.